CUGCGUCAUUCAUUGUUUACAAAUCAACCCUCGGGCUAUUUUCUGUUUCGUGGCGAACGGGAACACUGGCAAAACGGUCCCAUCCAUUUAAACAAAAACAACCCUCGAGACCGGCUAGUUUUGAAAUAUACGCAUAUAUUUGUAAAAAUGCCUUGUCGGAAGGAGAAUUACAUCUUUUUGGAACAGUCGGUCACGGUGGAUUCAAAGGAGGUAGACGCUCUCGUCUCGAAGAUCGGCGAGGCGCUUCAGCUUCACAACAAUAGCUCGAUAUCGCGUCUGCACGGCGCAACCGGCGUCAAAACGAGCAACACGAACAGCAACGCCAAUGCGGCGGGGGGUCAGCGGCGCAACGGAUGCUGUAUCCGUCUCCGCAGCCGGAGUUUACGAACCAGCCGGGCCAGUCCGUACAACCCGCCCGGAUCCAGUGAUCAAGAAUGGGACCAUUUUAAAUCGUCGUGGAACCGAAAUAAAAUCGACGAGGACGAUCCGCACCAGCUUCUGCAGCAACUCAUACUGUCGGGGAAUCUGAUCAAGGAAGCGGUCAGGAGGCUUCAGUUUUCAUCGGAGCCGCUGGAAAACGACAUCUCCAAACCCAUAGACUGACUUGAACUAUUUACGUCGACUACACCAGUGAAUGCAUUGACGUUCUCUCUCAUGUUUGAUGAAAUGUCGAGGACGCCAUCUCAUUGGGAUAUAUCGUUUUUUGCUGGAAUUUAGAACUUUGAUAACUUUGAUAUCAUACCCUUAUAAUUUUCUAAUGUAUGUCGAUGUAGCUUAUUUUUCCACUGUUUAGCAAGGUGACCCCCCUAUAGUUAUUUUUAACAAUUUUUUUCAAUGUCCAGAUUCAAAUGCAAUGUGAACUACAUCUAGUAAUCUACAGUCAUGCUCUUUAUGAGAGUUUGCUAUUAUUAUCUGAUCUCUGGCUGGUUCGUCCUAGAAUGGAUGGAGCAUUUUGUUUUUGUUUGCUGCUUGUCAGCUGCAUGUGUUGGUAGCACACUUCUCAAUGGCUGUGUUUACAGUGUAGAUGUGGUCGGACUACUGCUGGUAGUCCACGCCUAGAUCAGGCAACGGGUCCCAUUUUUGUUUACUUUCUUUGAACACUUUUUAGAGACUGAUAUCACUAUUUUGGUUUCAAAUUGGCGCUCUGUGAAUCCCACGUUGGGCCUUGUCCACAGUCCCUUUGAUUGCCAAGCAAGGAGCAAGAACAACACUCCUUAAAGUGGAAUCCGCAUCAAACUCGCCAGGUGUGAGCAAAUCUGUUAUACAUGGGAGUGAGAUGUGAUCACAACACACUAACACUCUGGUGCCGUUUCAGAUUCCAAUGUGUAGUUUUCAUGUUUUGGUUUUGUUUUCACUUAUUGUGUAAACGGUGUGUAUGCUUCGCAGCGAAGUGCUUUUAAUGACUCUGAUUGUUCAGAGGGUUUGUGUCUAAUAAAUGUGGUGUUUUUUGCA
Molecule: messenger RNA, 1452 nt
Organism: Triplophysa dalaica
Lineage: Eukaryota; Metazoa; Chordata; Actinopteri; Cypriniformes; Nemacheilidae
Gene: gbp
Product: glycogen synthase kinase binding protein
Exons: 1
Coding region: 148-603 (151 amino acids)
Cellular component (GO): cytoplasm
Source: RefSeq, a predicted model, not a curated record